ACAUAUGAGUAUAUGACAUAUCCCCACUCUAGCCAAGUAGCCAGUCCUCUCUCCACUCUCCUCUCGCACCACCAAAAAAACCGGCCCCACCGUUCGCCAUGAGCUCCGAAGCAGAAUGCGCAGCUCCAGCCGCCGCCGCGCCGGAUGGGGCGGGCGGCGGCAGGGUGGAGAUCGACACGUCCGCGCCGUUCGAGUCCGUGCGGGAGGCCGUCGACCGGUUCGGUGGCAGCGCCGUCUGGAGCUCCGACCUCGUCAGGCGCAUGUUCGCGCCCUCCAAGAAACAUGAACAGUCUGACCAAGCUGCAGAGGCCAUCAACGCCGAGGAGCAGGCUGCACAGCUAGAGAACGAGCUGGCAGUUAAAGAAAGGGAGACUCUUGAUGUGCUCAAGGAGCUGGAGGCAACCAAGAAGAUCAUAGCAGACCUGAAACUGAAGAUACGGAAGGAAGCCACUGAAACAUCCCCUGAAGAGGCUGCUGACCAGGUUUCUGAGGCGGGAGCUCAACAGCAGAAACCUGAAAACACCAACAUUGAUGUGGUGGUGGACAUGGAAGGUGUAGAGGAGAACCAUUCAGGUUCGGUUCCGGUGGAUCUCGAGCAGGCGAAGGCAAACCUGAACAGAGCUACAUGUGAUCUGGCUGCGGUGCGGGCUGCAGUCGAGCUACUGCGAAACAGCAUAGCGAAAGAGAAAGUGUUGCUUGAAAGAGCCCGAGAGAAGCUCUCCUCUGAUACUUCGUCGGUUUCUUCUUUGGAGGAUGACCUGGAUCAGACAGCGCAAAAGAUGGAAACGCUGAAGGAUCUGCAGAGGAGACGCAAAGACCCCUCAGAUAUUUUUGUAGAGAUCAAGAAAAUGACCACCGAGGUGCAGCAGCUCAGGAGCAUGGCAGACGAUUCGAAAUCUGAGGCAAUGGUGUUGGCUGCAGAAAUCGAGCAGGUAAAGGCCAGCAUUUGCACGGCUGAGGUCAGGUGCAUUGCAGCCAGGAAGAUGGAAGACGCCGCUAGAGCAGCAGAGGCCCUCGCGCUGGCCGAGAUCAAAGCGCUAGUGAGCAGCGGAAGUUCUUUCGAAGGAGACACCGCUUCCGAUGGAGGAGGGGUAACUCUCUCGAUGGAGGAGUAUUUCAAGCUGUGCUCCCGAGCUCUGGAAGCUGACGAAAGCUCCAGGAGGAAAGUGGAGAACGCAAUGCUGCAGGUAGACGCAGCUGACGAUUCAGAGUCCGAGUCUGUCAAGAGGCUCGAGGAUGCCAGAGUGGAGGUCGAGGAGUGCAAGAAGGCGCUGCAAGAGGCCCUGAGGAGGGUAGAGGCUGCAAACCAUGGGAAGUUUGCGGUGGAAGAGAUUCUUCGUAGAUGGAAAUCUGAGAGCGGGCACAAGAGGCGGUCUCUUGGUGGCUCCCCAAGAUUCAAAAGGGCGGCAGCUCACCGUCGCGAAGAUUCGCACGCCACGGAUAUGAUCUCUGAUGCUUCAGACAGACCACCCAAACCAACAUUGUCGAUCGGGCAGAUACUGAGCAUGAAGCUAAUGGGACCUGAUGGGUACGACAAGAGUGUUUGGGAUGACAAAACAGGCGAGAUACCGGAGAUCUCGCUCGGUCAGAUUAUAAACAGGAGUGGUGUUCUGUGCAGAGAGGAUGUGGCUGCUCGCAGAAGAAUUUCGGGGAAGAGGAAGAAGUUUGCAUUGACUGGGCUUUCUGUUCUCCUGGCCAAGCAAUCGAAGAACAAGAAGAAGAGAGAAUCCUUUUAAGCUGGUACAAGUCGUCCCACAAAUAUCAGUGCUGUACUUUAUAGUCUUGUGAUAUGCAGUUGUAGUUCAACCUUGUCAUUAGUAGCUGGUUAUAUCGAGAUAUUUUGUAUGAGGAAUGAGGUAGUAUAUUUUAGUUCCUCAUGUUAAAUGUACCGGUAGCGAUUAUUUGCUGCUAAUUAGAGUAGCGACUGGCAGUUCUCUGCUAUGUAUGCUGUUGAGGUCUACGUAAUUGGACCCAAAAUU
Zea mays is the source of this 1979-nucleotide messenger RNA. RefSeq lists its product as uncharacterized. Gene Ontology annotation, biological process: chloroplast avoidance movement; chloroplast accumulation movement. The transcript is spliced from 2 exons. Lineage: Eukaryota; Viridiplantae; Streptophyta; Magnoliopsida; Poales; Poaceae. Gene Ontology annotation, cellular component: cytosol. The record is from RefSeq and is marked provisional. The coding region runs from base 99 to 1736 and encodes 545 amino acids.